AUGUCCAGUCAAAUCCAAUGUCUGCAGGUCGUUGUAGAAGAAUGUCCACAGCAGAAGUCGCUGGUAGAGAACCUGUUGUCCUUCUUCAUAGAGCCUGAAUACUACAGGACGUGCAGUGUGACGCUACCUGGUAACGGCUUGAGAUCUACCAUCAUGGGGUCUGCCUGGGGGUCCAAUUUUACAGGCUUCGCCCCCACUUCAGGGACCACACUGAUGGUCUGCACGCAGAAGCUCAAGACCUGUCAGAACAGCUUCAAUAACACCUUUACUUCCCACAUGGCGCUGUAUAAUAUUUCUGGACUCUACAACGGCCAGACAGCCAGCCUGUGUGUUCAGAGCUUCCAGGAAUGUUCCAGUCCAUUCAACAGCACGUUCUUCCCGGGUCUUCACACAGCAAACCUCACCGCCAUCUGUAGGUGA
Molecule: messenger RNA, 420 nt
Organism: Candidula unifasciata
Lineage: Eukaryota; Metazoa; Mollusca; Gastropoda; Stylommatophora; Geomitridae
Source: the annotation of a GenBank genome assembly